AUGGAGAGAUUUCAGUCUUCCAUGCGCAAGCGGCUUUACAGUCUGCCGCAGAACAUAGGACAGAAGCCGUUUGUGAUUGAUGAUGGAGACAGUGGGGACAAGGACAAGAGGAAAAGUAUUGGGCUCAAACAGUUGUCCUCUCUGUCUCCCGCGAGCAGCGCGCGGAGCAUCGAGGAGGCCAGGUCCGAGGACUUGGACCGGGACGUGACCAACGUCAAAACCAACUUGAACGGGGACUGCCGCCUGUUCCGGGGCAGCCUGUGCUCCCUCACGGGGCGACAUGCUCCGGUGGACCCCGCGGAACAGCGCUGCCUGCUGCCGGAGGCGGACGCAGAGCGCGGCCCCGGGGCCCAGCAGAGGGUUCCCUCUGCGCUCAGCGGUGCCACGGGACAGGGCUCUGUGUAUGACCAGUCCUCAUUCAUAAAAUUGGAGGGCUCCGAGCAGAUCAUCCCCGAGGAUGACCGUCUCUACCAAGCCGGAUUCAUGCACCGCCAGUUCGGAGCCAUGCUCCAACCCGGAGUCAACAAGUUCUCCCUGCGGAUGCUGGGCAGCGAGCGGGCCGUAGAGCACGAGAGAGAGAGGGUCAAGUCAGCUGGCUUCUGGAUCAUCCAUCCAUACAGUGACUUUAGGUUUUACUGGGACCUGACCAUGCUGCUGCUGAUGGUGGGUAACCUAAUCAUCAUUCCUGUGGGUAUCACAUUCUUCAAGGAUGAGCACACACCUCCAUGGAUUGUUUUUAACGUCGUUUCUGACACUUUUUUCCUCAUGGAUUUGGUCCUUAAUUUCCGCACAGGCAUCGUCAAAGAGGAUAACACAGAAAUCAUCCUGGACCCUCAACAAAUCAAGAUUAAAUACCUAAAAAGCUGGUUUAUGGUGGAUUUUGUUUCCUCUAUACCUGUGGACUAUAUUUUCCUUAUUGUAGAGACACGUAUAGACUCUGAUUUUUACAAAACGGCCCGAGCGCUGAGGAUAGUCCGCUUCACGAAAAUCUUGAGUUUGCUGCGGUUACUCAGACUGUCCCGACUCAUACGCUACAUUCACCAGUGGGAAGAGGUUUUCCACAUGACCUACGACCUGGCCAGUGCCAUGGUUAGGAUCAUGAACCUGAUUGGGAUGAUGCUACUGCUGUGUCACUGGGAUGGGUGCCUGCAGUUCCUGGUACCCAUGCUCCAGGACUUCCCCGCAGACUGCUGGGUGACAAGGAACAAGAUGGUGAAUGACACAUGGGGUCAGCAGUACUCCUACGCGCUCUUUAAGGCCAUGAGUCACAUGCUGUGUAUCGGAUACGGCCUGUACCCUCCCAUAGGCAUGGCUGAUGUCUGGCUCACCAUCCUCAGUAUGAUCGUAGGUGCCACUUGUUUUGCCAUGUUUGUGGGCCAUGCCACUGCUCUGAUCCAGUCUUUGGACUCAUCCAGAAGGCAGUACCAAGAGAAGUACAAACAAGUGGAGCAGUACAUGUCCUUCCACAAGCUGCCUGCCGACAUGCGACAGAGGAUCCAUGACUAUUAUGAGCAUCGCUAUCAGGGCAAGAUGUUUGAUGAGGAGAGCAUCCUGGAGGAGCUCAAUGAGCCUCUCAGAGAGGAAAUUAUCAACUUUAAUUGUCGCAAAUUGGUAGCAUCCAUGCCACUGUUCGCCAAUGCUGAUCCAAAUUUUGUCACUUCGAUGUUGACCAAGCUGAGAUUUGAGGUCUUCCAGCCAGGAGACUACAUCAUCCGCGAAGGGACUAUCGGCAAAAAGAUGUACUUCAUUCAACAUGGGGUCGUCAGUGUGAUCACAAAAAGCAGCACAGACACCAAGCUCACUGAUGGAUCAUAUUUCGGAGAGAUUUGCUUGUUGACUCGGGGCAGGAGGACCGCCAGUGUCCGUGCUGAUAACUACUGUCGCCUGUACUCUCUGUCUGUGGACAACUUCAAUGAGGUGCUGGAGGAAUAUCCCAUGAUGAGGAGGGCCUUUGAGACAGUGGCUUUGGACCGACUUGAUCGCAUUGGCAAAAGGAAUUCUGUUCUACAACACAAAGUCCAGCAUCACCAAAGUUCGGGAACCCUGAAUCUUCAGGAGAACGAGAUCAUCCAAAGAAUUGUCCAGCACGACCGGGACAUGGCCCAGUGCACUCAGCUGAUCCAAAGCAGCUGUGCACAGGUCAUAGCUCCACCCCCUGCCUCCCCGUCCCCCACCCCUGUCAUAUGGGCCCCACUUGUCCAGGCUCCUCUCCAGGCUGCGGCCGCAACCACACCUCUCGCCCUGGCUUUAGCCCAUCACUCCCAAUUACCUCCCAUCCUCUUUCACCACCCUCUGGCCCACAGUGCAUCCUUCAGAGAGCCGCAUUCAAAAAGAGUCCACGUGGGACAGUCCAGCAGUGGGUCGGGACCUGGUUCUCCUGUCAGCUCCACUAAAUUACACACAGUUUUGGAGACUCCGAAUGUGAUGUCUCUCAGGACCCCCCAUGUCUCUUGCGGCCCGGUCUCUCAGACACUACCAGCUCAGCCCAUCUUCACCAGCAGCAUGCAGCCUCUUGUCCCUAUCCCACAACCUCCCCACCACAUCCCCUCUGUCCUCUCAAUGGGCCAGUGCACUGUGUCCUAUACCUGCUCCACCACACAACCACACCCUCAACCAUUCCUCAGCACUUUCACAACUGCACCUCCACCAUUUCUCCAGCAGGGGGCCACAAUGAGGUUAUCUGGGAGAUUCCCGCCCCCCUCCUCCGUCAUAAGCCCCCUGAUCUCUAGUUCAGUUGGUCCCAUCCUGAGCCAGCUGCAGCAGAGCGCGCAUGGCACGGGGCACCAGAUGUUAGGGAGGCAUGACAAAGUGGUUAGAACAUCCAGUCUAAAUCUUCCAUAUUUCCCUAUCAUCACCAGCGCUCACCCCCCCAGCGCUCACCCCCCCAGCGGACUCAUGUCUGGUGCAGCCGCGUCUUUGGCCCAGCAUAGUCUUGCGGGCCUCCAUUCUGCUUUCCUGCCCCAAGUCGUACCUGAGCACUCUGCCCUGGCGUCUAUCGCUCAGUACGGGUCAGCUGAGGACUCCCCGUGUUACACCCCUCCCAUACCCAGCCCAAAUGUUCAAAGCCCUGUUAAAGCCAGGGCAGUUUACCACAACCCCCUUGCCCCUCAAGCAUCCUGUCCCGCUCGAGUGGACAGUGUGCAUGGAUCGGACCAGGCGGAGUCCUUAGGGGAACUUUUUACCCAGGAAAUAAAGACUAUCUCAGGCUCGCACAGUGCUAUACACCAAGAAAGGCCUUUGGCAAUGGGUGGAUUUUCAGAAGUAACAUCUAGCCCAUUCUCUUCCCCCAUUUCAGUCUGUAAACCUUACAGUGCAAUCCCAGGACAAGGUGCCCCCAUUAGCCAAUCACCGUUCGGACCUGAACCUCAAAAUAAGGCAAUAGCACCCCAUUCUCCUGAAAAUCAAUCCUGUUCUGUGGAAAUAGAGACUGAGAAUUCGCAGUCACAACUCCCCUCCAACUUGUGAGAUUCACACACACCCUCCUUUAAUGCCAACAAAACAUCACAAUGAACAUUUUGGCAUCAUUUUCAUUACAACUUUGCCAAUGCUUAAAGGGAGGGUGUGUUUUCGCAAUCAGACUUGAGAUUUUAUAAAUGAUAUUGAAUGGAAUUGUUAAGGGACAACAAUGAGUUUUUCUAUGGGACUUCCUUGAUUAAGAUAUUAAAAUUCAAACCUACUGAUAAAUAUAGCCUAUAGCACCUCAUGCAAAGGAUGAAUUGUUAAAUGUAUUAUAUCAUAUCUAUGCUGUUUUAUAUUUAUUAUAUUUAUUUAAGCAAUUGUCACUGUGUAACCUUUUAGUUACAGCCCCUUAGUUAAACAAUUCUGCCCAUAACUUUAACCAACUAUAACUAAAACCAAAAAUGACAGUCCUUUUUUACCCUUCCCAGCAUUGAGUUUGGACAAGAAACAAACUGUGCACUUUUAAUUCUGAGUUAAGUUAAUUUAAGUUUUGAUGUUACUAUAGCAUGUCUUCCAAGAUAGCAUUUUUAGCAAUAUUGCACAUAAUUCAGACUGCUUUCAAAUACUGAAUGUAAUGUUUGUUUUGGGAGAAGUGAAAUGUAUUUAUAUAUUUGACAUGGUUUCAUUACAUAUUUAUUUGAUUAUUAGAUUUUUUUUUAUAGCUUUUUCCCGCACAAUAGCAACUUGUGGUGUCAAGGAAUACAUCUGAGCCAAGGUCUGUGUGCCACUAGAAUAGUAUGCAAUAAUCUGCUUUUAUGGCUUAACAACAGUACUGUGAAGCAAAGAACUUUUUGGUCUUUUAGUUGAGUGCAAAUGUGUGAAGAGGUGACUACAGAUAAUCAAACAUCCUCAAACCAGCCAAUCACAGAGAUAGAUCUGAAUGUUUCUUGCACCUGUCAAAGGGCUACCAGCAGAUACUGUACAUUGUGCACACAUGGUUUUCAAGAAGCUGCAUUUCGCUGCCUGCAUUAUUACCUCUUACAUUGAAAAUGUAUCAUUGGAUACAAUCAUUGGAUUGUACAAACUGACAUCUCAUCAACUGCUGCUUUGCAAUGCUAUGCUAUAUUAUGAAAUGACAAUUUUAUAGUCAAAUAUUACAUCUAUGCUGUUAAUAUUUGAGUCUGUUUUUAUGACUAUUUUGGCCAUUAAGGAACAUUGCAGCUUGUCUACAGGGAAAACCAAAACAGUGUAUUUUAAGGUUUGCUUAUUUGACCAUACAAUAAGUCCA
Molecule: messenger RNA, 4687 nt
Organism: Periophthalmus magnuspinnatus
Lineage: Eukaryota; Metazoa; Chordata; Actinopteri; Gobiiformes; Gobiidae
Product: potassium/sodium hyperpolarization-activated cyclic nucleotide-gated channel 3-like
Exons: 8
Coding region: 1-3465 (1154 amino acids)
Biological process (GO): potassium ion transport; transmembrane transport
Cellular component (GO): membrane
Molecular function (GO): voltage-gated potassium channel activity
Source: RefSeq, a predicted model, not a curated record